CUCGCACUUUCAAACUGAGUGCGAGGAGUCGUCUCUCCCACCGCCGAUUUUCUCUCUCUUCACUUCAUUGGCGAGGAGUUAUAGUAUGGUGUACUUGUGGUCUCUUUCUCUUUCGAACUUUUUAUCCACGUAUAUUUGCGUACAUAUAUCGUGAGCGACUCUGUUGUUGUUUUAUAUUUUGUGUGUGUGGGAGGAUCUGUCUGUAUUGAUUGCAGAGGUAUGAAGUAGAAAAUUUUGGGUUUUUCGCGCGCUGCGAACGUUCUGGGCUCGUCUUUACGUAACAAUGUUGAAAAUCAUCGUUAUUAUUUAACGAAUAAGUGAAAGACACCCCGGAGCCACGUAUGCGCAACUUAUAUGCAUUGUCGUUAUCCUCUCGAUGCAAAGCAUUUGUAAUUCGCCUAUUAUACGAGUGAAGAAACUUUGCAUCAAAUUUCCUCGAAGCUCCAAAGCAUCGCUUAUGCUAAAACCAAAAUUGCUAUCGAUCGACCAUCCAUACACCUUAUACGUAUACACACAACACCGAUAAGCCGUGUAGUCACCUCUCACAGGAUAAUAUAACGACUCUCCGUGCGGCGAAAGUUACAUAUUUCAUCGUUAUAUACUCUCGAUUUUUACCGCUACGACCGACUCGCAUCACCUGCAUAUGUGUACACGUAUAUCUAUACAACACACACACACACAGGCAUUGUUCGAAUUGGCGCACGCGAGGAUCGCUAGGAAGCUGUACGCGCGAUCACGCGAUGAUGAUUAUCUCAGGAGGAAGCGGAUGUCUUGGGCUCCAAUGUGUCUCGACUUUUUCGACUCGAACUACAAUUCGAGGUUUAUUUAUCGCUGGGGAGCUUGUAAAUUACGCCCGUGAUUUAUCGAGAACUGGUCGACUAUUAUUCGAGCCGACGUUUGGAUAUGGUUUACGUAAUUGUGUUCUUUUGGUGAAUGUGUGUCUUCCGCUUUUCAAUUGCGACGUGUCUUUCGUUUCUUUGGAAAUAAUUAUAAACGUUAUAUACGAUUAUGGAAAGGGUUCUACUCUUCGCGCGCUUUUUUCGAACCGCGCGCUCGAUCGGCUGCUAAAAGAGCAAACCUACGCAUGCGCAGCCUCUGCUGAACAAUAAUAAUAAGGACGGAUAUAUAAGUAGACUUGGUAGUUGGUAUAGAAGGAAGGUUAGUAUUGGCGCCGGGGUCCCAUUUUGAAAUACACGUAUAAGAGCCUAUACUACACUAUAGCUAUCCCCCAAGACUGCAUAUAACACACUAUACCUGUCCCCCAAGUUUUCGUCCCUUCUAUACACCAAGUCUAUAUUCAUUGAUAAUAAUAAUAAUAACAAUAAUAAUAACAAUAAUAAUAAUAAUACAGUACAAAUAAUAACCCGGUCGACGUAAGCAUUGUUUGUUGUAGUCGACGGCUUUUGUUAUUAUCGAUGGUGCUAAUUGUUGAAAAAUGAAUAUAAAAAUAGUAGUCUGCUGUUUAGUCUUGAUUUUCGCUGAGGCCAAUGGAACUCUGUCGCCCACGAAAGGAAAGAAGGCGAAGAAGCAGGAUAAGGAUGUGAAAAAGACUGGACCCACUGAUAAGGAUGUGUUCCAAAGGAACCUGGUCAGAACCGAUCCAAAAGUACAAGAUAUCCUGAGGGAGAGUGGUUUGUACGGUAGACAAACAGAUGUUAAACAUUUCAUAUCAGGAGAUGUUCUUGGAUAUAUUACACCAUGGAACAAUGAUGGCUAUGAAAAUGCAAAGAGGUUCCAUGGAAAAUUGGACAUGGUCUCACCAGUCUGGCUGACAGUCAACAGCAAGGACCCAUUCAAAAUUCCUACGCAUGAUCUUCAAAAGCUAUGGCUACAUGACAUGAAAGCUGCUGACAAUGAGAAUCAUACCACAAAGAUUCUGCCUAGGAUUUUAUUCGAAGGAUGGUCCGGUGAUGAUGUUCUUGAGCUUUUCAAUAACAUUCAAAAGAGGGAUAAGUUAAUCAGAGUGUUGACUGACCUCACAGAGGCUUAUUUAUUUGAUGGAUAUGUUCUAGAAAUAUGGAACCAGUUUGCAUUCUCUGGGGCAAAAAAGAAGUUGAUUAUUUCUAUUAUAAACUCCAUAGCAGAUGGUUUGAGAAAAAAAGGUCUUGACACAGUUUUAGCUGUUCCACCUUUGAGAGGAAUGGACAAGGAACUUUUUACAAAAAAGAAUUUUGACUCUCUUGCGCCACACAUAAGGUACUUCUCGCUAAUGACUUAUGAUUUCUCGAGCGUUCAGCGUCCAGGCCCAAACGCUCCGACUGAAUGGAUAAGAAAAUGCAUAGAGUAUCUUGUACCCGAUGAAAACGAUCCAAAGCGAGCUCAAAUAUUAAUGGGCCUGAACUUUUAUGGUUACCAUUACACACAUACUGGAGGUGGUCCCAUUGUGGGCUCACAAUACGUGAAGCUUCUCGAGGAUUUCAAAGGCAAAAUUCAAUGGGACGACAAGAGUCAAGAACAUUUCUUUGAGCUCAAGUCCAACGACGGUGGCUUCGUUUUCUAUCCCACGUUAUACUCAAUUCUGGUCAGACUGGACCUAGCUGCUGAACUGAAGACCGGCGUCUCGAUUUGGGAGCUCGGUCAAGGACUGAAUUACUUCUUCGAUACACUGUGAUACUAAUUUUACAAUAGCACAAUAACCUCUCCAGUUUUACACGAAUUGAAACGCACACCUCUUCCGUCUGCAGUAUAUUAAAUAUUUACAAAGGCAUGAUGAUUUCAUAGUCGACUAUUUGAUCUUUUCCAUGCCUCGGUUCUUCAGCAUCAUCAUCGUCUGUGGUCCCUGAAUUAUGUGAUACAUCAGAGCCCAACACAUUUUCGACGGCAGAAUACUGAAAGUAAAAAAUUACCAAGUAAUUAGCAUUUGAGUGCAAUAAUCGCUCGAGUGUCGUGGAUGUUUGGUAAUAAAUAAUUAAAUUACUGUUUGAGUGGCAAGACAUAUCGUAUGAUCCCGGGCAGCACUACGUAGAUCUGAUUCGUCGCUAUCGCCCCCACGACUUCGCUCGCGACGUAGUCUGGCUCGAGCAUCGGCCUGAGCCUGAAAAAAUCAAUGAAUUGCAAUAUAUAAAGAGUAAGAUAUAAGGAAACAUUGUAAUGGUUGGUACUUUUGUUACGAGUCUUUCUAACAACCUGUUUAGUAACGAUAUAUUUGCCAGAACGUUUUCGUUUUCUUUUUUAAUAAAUGAAAUUUCACACAAUUA
Messenger RNA from Nasonia vitripennis (jewel wasp), 3197 nucleotides. RefSeq names its product chitinase domain-containing protein 1. Gene Ontology annotation, molecular function: oligosaccharide binding; chitin binding. The record is from RefSeq and is a predicted model, not a curated record. Bases 1436 to 2611 code for a protein of 391 amino acids. The transcript is spliced from 7 exons. Gene Ontology annotation, cellular component: extracellular region. Gene Ontology annotation, biological process: carbohydrate metabolic process. NCBI's taxonomy places the organism in Eukaryota, Metazoa, Arthropoda, Insecta, Hymenoptera, Pteromalidae.